AGCUAAUAUACAUAUAUAUUAUAUAUAUUUAUAUUGUGUAAAUGUAGCAGCAGUUACAUUGAUUGUGUCAACAACAAGAAGUGCAUUAACCAAUUGACAAAAAAGAGGGGAAUAUCAAACAGCAAGCAGUUGGAAAUAUGACCUUGGCACAAGACGAUACAGAUUUUGAUGUUAAAAAUGGAAUUAUUGAUAGCGAGACGCCUCCGCACUCAGAGCUAGCGGCCCAAUAUAAGCGGAGCUUCGCCUAUUACACGUUCCGUUUCCGUCUGCCGUCGACUUUGGAAACAAUUGCCAACUCUUUGGCCAAGAACAAGGACGAACUGCUGGCAAAAUAUGGUGCGGAUGCAGUCACCGAUAUUGAACAAACAGCAGAAGCUAUUCGGGAGCUGCGCUCGAACAUAUUGCAAAAUGAAAAGCUGUUGCCCUUCACCGACAAGGAAAGCGACUGUGACGUGUGGAAUGCAUUUCUGGAGAAGUUGCCACAGGAGAAGCGUACCUAUUUUAGUGCCUGUUGGCUUUACGCCGAGUGCUACAUGUAUCGCAAAGUCUCCUCCAUAUUCCAGUUAUCCCGCCUGGCGGGCUUUGAUUACUUCAGCCGGCAAAAGAGCACGGCUACCCAGCUGAGUCUGGAUGCAAUGCUGGCCGUAGCUAAAGCCACUCGGAGUAGUGAAAGCAAUGCGGCCACCUUUCAGCAGCUAUUGAAAUUGAAUCUGUGGGGAAAUCGCUGUGAUCUGUCCAUUACAUCGGGCAAACAGGUUAAACCCACAGGAGAUGCCUUCGAUCUAGUUCAAGAGCUGGAUUCCAAUUUGCUAGUGGAUAAUACAAAUGCCAUAUGGCUAUCAUUGCACAGUUCGAACGGCGAGGGUAUUGUUGAGAUUAUCUGUGAUAACGCCGGCUAUGAGCUGUACACGGAUCUAAUACUCGCUGAAUAUAUAAUCGACAAAGGAUUGGCGAAGAAGGUGCGCUUUAAUGCGAAAGCCAUUCCAUGGUUCAUAUCGGAUGUCAUGGCCAACGAUUAUCACUGGACGCUGCAAUUUCUAGCCGACCAAUCCGACUUGGUGCUCGGUGAGCUCGGCAAGAAACUGAAACGUUUCACGGAUGAGGGCAAAUUUGAGUUGGCGCCUCUCGAGCACUUUUGGACUAGUCCAUAUGAGUUUUAUCGCAUGGCCGAGAUGCAACCGACGCUCUAUGAGCGUCUAUCCCAGGCACAGUUGGUUCUCUUUAAAGGCGACCUCAACUAUCGCAAGCUUCUGGGCGAUUACAGCUGGCAUGAUACAGAAUCCUUUGAGACCUGUCUGCGCGGUUUCCGGCCCUCCAAUCUCUGCACGCUGCGAACUAUUAAAGCGGAUUUGGUGUGUGGAUUGCCACAGGGUUUGUCGGAACGACUCUUUGCCACGAACAAGGAAUGGAUGCUCACUGGCGAAUACGGCCUUAUUCAGUUUGCCAGCAAGUAGAGGAAAAACAAACAAGUUGCAAUAGUUUAAUUGUUGAUAUUUUAUGUAUAAAUCAAUUCUUUUGCUAGUUUAUUUCGUUGCUAAAAUAAAGACUGUUCAAAGUGGAACCAUGCUAAGAAUAGUUGCUUAACGAAAA
Molecule: messenger RNA, 1590 nt
Organism: Drosophila innubila
Lineage: Eukaryota; Metazoa; Arthropoda; Insecta; Diptera; Drosophilidae
Product: damage-control phosphatase ARMT1
Exons: 5
Coding region: 138-1454 (438 amino acids)
Biological process (GO): DNA damage response
Cellular component (GO): cytoplasm; nucleus
Molecular function (GO): phosphatase activity
Source: RefSeq, a predicted model, not a curated record